AUAUACUCUUUACAAUCUUGCGCCCACCUCGAGCAAACGACUCGUAAUAACGCUCGGCUGUUACUAUGAACUCCUUGUGUAGUCAGCGCAAAGUGCAAAUAAGCGCGCCUGGAAAAUGGGAUCCGGCGCGGAAAAAACGGUACUUCUACACACACACACACACAUAAGCUGCUCGAAGCGCGCGAAAGCGCAAUUGCGCAACAGCGAAUACACGUAACCACCGCAGCGUUACGUAUAGUCGAGUAGAUGCAGUAGUAUAGCGUAGGUGAAGCAAACUGUUCGCGCAGCUCAGCAGCGCCUUCUUCUCGGGCCUCGCGGUACUUAUCCACCGCGCGCAGUUUAUGUACACACACUGGAAUUCAGUCGCUGCGUACUGUACACAUCGCGAGAGGGAUGCGAUACGAGUACAAUAGGACGAAGAGUAAAGGAAAAAUGUGAGCAGGUAUCCUUUGCCGUUCGAAGAGUCCAGUCCAUAAGUGCGAGAGCAGACAAGGCAUAAAACCGAGAGGCAGCAGCAGCAGCGGCGGCGGCGGCAGCAGCAACAUCGGUAGGCGCGCGCAACAGUAGUCGUGUCGUCGUUAUAAAAUAAUGACGACGGGGAGCAGUAGCCUCCGGGAAAUCGAUUCCCUACUGCCCGACGGCGGUCUAUGGCUACUCAACUAAUGCAGCUCUCUGUCGUCGACUGAAAAUCAUCGUCAUCGGCAUCAUCGGGCAUCACGACACACAAGACACGACUGCUGCUGCUGCAGGUGUGUGCACUGCACGCGCGCGCGCGCGCGCGUACGAGAUCAGCUGUUCCGGUAAACAAAGAAAAGAGGUCUAUACACUGUACCACGAUGAGUCUCGAGUGUGUCAAGGUCGACGUCGUGGAGCCGUCGCUGGACGACCGGGACCAGACGACUGUCGCCGAGGAAACUACCGACGAGCAGGGUAGCGUCACCGCUGAGCUGUUGCAAGAGGAUAAGACGCCAAGCGCGGAAGAGGAGCCUCGGAGAGAGGCCUCGCCGACGAGGAGCAUCGGCGAGGAGUCCAACGAAUCCAACACCGACUGGUACUACAUGCCCGACUCGGUGCUGCUGAGCAUCUUCCAGUAUCUGAAUCCUAGGGAACUGCUGACCGCCGGCGAGGUCUGCAGAUCCUGGAAUCGAGUCUCGCAGGACGAGAUGCUCUGGAAGGCACUGUUCUAUCGGACUUACAAAGUCGACGCCAGCGUUGGGAUUAUGCCAGGAAAAACGUCUUGGCUGGGCGAAUUUAAACGGUUAGCAUAUCACAUACCACUGUUAGAAACAGAAACAUUAAGAGAACAUUCCCAUCAGGUAUUACAUGUCAGUUUUUCACACAAUGGCAAGAUGUUUGCUACUUGCUCAAAAGAUGGUUAUAUAUUGGUAUGGAACAGUCAAUACCCAGUGGCAAUCAAAUAUUAUCAUGAUAUGAAGACAUUUAGUUGGAAGUAUACACAAUUCUCGCAAUUUAAUUGUUCAGACACAUUACUACUGGUAUCUGGUGUUCACUUUGGUACUCCACACAGCACGUCUGGCGAAAUAGCUGUAUUUAGAUUAGCAGAGGGCUUUGAGCUGCAAUGCAGAGUAGUGAAUAAACCAUACGACAUAUUUGGUACUUGGUACAGCGAACGGUAUCUAUUGAGUGGAGGCCUUCAUUGGUUAGCACAUCUGGUCAGCACGAGCGUUCUAUGGCUGAAUAAGGCUAAUCAAGAGACGGGAAGCGAACACGUACCCAUAAUGAAUCAGCUAUACCGGUUUUACAAUGGAAAUGCAUCGUCAAUUAGAGCAGUUAUGGUGGCAAAUUGUUUGUCACCGGGAUCGGCAGAAACCGACGCACAAAACGACAAAACAUCUAGUUCUAAUGUCAAAGAGGAGAAAGGAAACCCAUUGAGUCACAGAGAUAUUUCACUAGCUUCUACUAGCCAAGAAACGAAAAAAGAAGAGCCCGAAGUUUUGCACCACGCAUCAUCUCGACUGCAGUACAGCACAUUGGAGGGCGGUUUCAUGAAUUGGAGAAAACUAGGUGACGGCUUUGAAUACGCUAGUCCAAUUCGGUACAACCAAGACUAUAGGCAAGUUGAGAUGGAAAAAGAGGUUGCAGAUAGUGAUAGUGAUGAUGAAUCUAGUCCACAGUGGGAAGAUGAAAGCGAUGAAGAAGAUUCGUUAUCUGCUGAAGAAUGUGACGACUCUGAUGACUUAGCUGACUGCCCCGAAAAGUUCCUUAUUUUUACAACAGGCUCAAAGACGUAUACGCCACAUCAAGUAGGUUUUAAGAGAAUCAAGCCAGUUACAUUUCCUAGAAGGCUUGACCCUGGUCCAUCUCUCCAAGAAAGAAUAGCUCAGAGACACAGAGAACGAGAAAUGCAAAACAAUGGUUCCUUUAGACCUGAACCCAACUGGUUGGAUUACAAUUCAGUAGCUGAUAAAUUUGACAAAAUAGACCAUCUCAUUGAUCUCCAUGGACACAUCAUUGGAAUGGGACUUUCUCCUGAUCAGAGAUACCUAUAUAUCAAUACUAGGCCAUGGCCAAGGGGUUAUGUAAUAACAAAUCCUCUACAACCUCCACCAAUAGCUCAGGAAAUUGAUAUUCACGUUAUUGAUUUAGUGACAUUAAAACAAGUCGGCACAAUGCUCAGAGCUCACAAAGCUUAUACGCCCAAUAAUGAAUGUUUCUUCAUAUUUUUAGAUGUCUGCGAUGAAUAUGUUGCAAGUGGCGCUGAAGAUAAACAUGGAUACCUUUGGGACAGACACUACGGCGUGUGUUUGGCAAAGUUUCCACAUUCUGAUGUAGUAAACUCGGUAGCGUUUAACCCUCGUGAUUCCGAAAUGCUAGUCACAACAAGUGAUGAUUAUACAAUUAAAGUUUGGAGAAGUCGCGCAAUGGUAAAAUCUUUAGGAUUGGAGGACAAUUUUAGACGAGGCAUGGAAGUGAGAAAGCGGCGCAGAUAUCACAGAAGCAGCUGUAAUGUUGACUGAUUAAAGACCAUUCAAUUUCCAAUUUAAAAUUCUUUGCGCCAAAAUGUAAAUAAGAUUUCUGUGGACAUUUUAUUUUUUCAAUAGCAUUUAAUUUGUCAAGAUACAGCAUUAAGUUUAUUCUCUGUAUUUUUGGCAAAGUUGUCUUGGCAUUUUAAAUGCUGUAGAGCGUUUAUUUUAUUAUGGCGCAAAGAUUUUUAGGGUGGAGAUUGAAUGGAUUAUAAAAUAAUACUAUAUCUAUAAGCGGAAAUUUUUUCCUUUCAUAAAACUGCGAGUAAUUUGGUCAUUGUCAUGCCGUGUGCAAUGAUUGUUAAGUUUUCUGCGGGCUAUGACUAUAUUUUCUAUACAUGUUGAACGAACUAUACUUGUAAUCAAAUUCUUUUGCUACUAAAAUUUGUAUAUAACAAUUAACGUGACUUGCAAACAUCUGUACGCACUGGUAACCAUUACUUUAACAGAGUGACAAUUUAUUACAACGCCAUGACAACUAUAUUCCAUUUUCAAAUUUAAAGGCGCAAUAAAAUAAGCAAAUACUUGUUCAAUGUACUAUUAGAAGAAAACUGUUUUAUUGGACGAACGCUUUUAAGACAAAUAUUAUUGUAAUGAAUCUGAAAAACGAUAAAAAUAUUGUUAAAAGGACCGUGAGCAUACUCAAAGUACAGUAAGGGCUAUUUGAUAUUAGAUAGCGGAAUUUUUUUAAAUUAAAAAAGAAUAGUUAUUUCUUGUUCAACCCUUUGUUAACUUUCAGUAUACUCGUGUACCCUUAAUAAUGUUGCAAACAAUACUGAUUAAUGGGAUGUUACUUGUGUUAUAAACUAUGGACUUUAUGAAAUCUAAUUGUGGAAAAAUGUACUGUAAAAUAUUUAUAACUUAUAUACCUACAUUUUCCCAACAAUAUAAACCUACGUAUUCUUGCAAAUGAA
This is a messenger RNA of Nasonia vitripennis (jewel wasp), 3898 nucleotides long. It is a transcript of the gene Fbw5, whose product is annotated as F-box/WD repeat-containing protein 5. Gene Ontology annotation, cellular component: Cul4-RING E3 ubiquitin ligase complex; SCF ubiquitin ligase complex. Gene Ontology annotation, biological process: protein ubiquitination. Lineage: Eukaryota; Metazoa; Arthropoda; Insecta; Hymenoptera; Pteromalidae. The transcript is spliced from 9 exons. Gene Ontology annotation, molecular function: protein binding. The coding region runs from base 837 to 2978 and encodes 713 amino acids. The record is from RefSeq and is a predicted model, not a curated record.